GUACGAGCACCCGCCGCAGCCUGGCUCCAAGGCGGCGGGGCCUGGGGCGUAGCCAGCGCACGCAGCGGCGGCGGCGCCCUUAAAUAGGAUCCGGAGGCGGCUAGGGGUCAGCAGUGGGCUGCGGUGACAGCCGGCGGCGGACGGGAGAGCCUGUGGAGGAGAUAUCGGCGUAGUGUGCCACCAACCCAGGACGAUGCAAGCCCACGAGCUGUCCCAGUACUUUCGGAUGCCAGAGAUGGUUGACUUCCGGCAGUACGUGCGCACACUUCCAACCAACACACUCAUGGGCUUCGGUGCGUUCGCGGCGCUCACCACCUUCUGGUACGCCACGCGGCCGCGGGCCCUGAAGCCACCGUGCGACCUGGCCAUGCAGUCGGUGCAGGUGGCGGGCAGCGAUGGUGCCCGGAGAUCUGUGCUCCUAGACAGUGACGAGCCCUUGGUGUAUUUCUAUGACGACGUCAGAACGUUAUAUGAAGGUUUCCAGAGGGGCAUACAGCUGUCAAAUAACGGCCCAUGUUUAGGCUCUCGGAAACCAGACCAACCCUAUGAAUGGCUUUCAUACAAACAGGUUGCAGAAAUGUCAGAGUGUGUGGGCUCGGCGCUGCUCCACAAGGGCUUCAAGGCGGCCCCAGAUCAGUUCAUCGGCAUCUUUUCUCAGAACAGACCUGAGUGGGUGAUCAUUGAACAGGGAUGCUUUGCUUAUUCGAUGGUGAUCGUUCCCCUCUACGAUACCCUCGGAACAGAAGCAAUCACCUACAUCAUCAACAAAGCUGAACUCUCUCUGGUUUUUGUGGACAAGCCAGGGAAGGCCAACCUCUUAUUAGAAGGUAUAGAAAAUAAAUUAACACCAUCCCUUAAAACUAUCGUUCUCAUGGACUCCUAUGGCAGUAAUCUGUCGGAACGAGGCAAGAAGUGCGGGGUGGAGAUCAUCAGCAUGAAGGCGAUGGAGGACCUGGGAAGAGCCAACAAACGGAAGCCCAAGCCUCCAGCGCCUGAAGAUAUUGCAAUAAUUUGCUUCACAAGUGGCACUACAGGCAACCCCAAAGGAGCACUGAUCACCCAUCGAAAUGUAGUGAGCGAUUGUUCAGCGUUUAUAAAAAUGACAGAGGGUGCAUUCAUUGCUUCCUCAGAUGAUACUUUGAUCUCUUUCUUGCCUCUCGCCCACAUGUUUGAGAAAGUUGUAGAGUGUAUGAUGCUGUGUCACGGAGCUAAGAUAGGAUUUUUCCAAGGAGAUAUCAGGCUCCUUAUGGAUGAUCUCAAGACCCUUCAACCCACCAUCUUCCCUGUGGUCCCCAGACUGCUGAACCGGAUGUUUGACCGAAUUUUUGCUCAGGCAAACACCACGCUGAAGCGAUGGCUGUUGGACUUUGCCUCCAAGAGGAAAGAAGCUGAGCUUCGCAGUGGCAUCAUUAGAAACAACAGCCUGUGGGAUAAGUUGAUCUUCCACAAAAUACAGUCGAGCCUGGGAGGAAAAGUACGGCUGAUGAUCACAGGAGCAGCGCCCGUGUCCGCCACCGUGCUGACCUUCCUGAGAGCCGCGCUGGGCUGCCAGUUCUACGAAGGCUAUGGACAGACCGAGUGCACUGCCGGGUGCUGCCUGACCGUGCCUGGGGACUGGACCGCAGGCCAUGUUGGUGCCCCAAUGCCUUGCAACAUUAUAAAGCUUGUCGAUGUGGAAGAAAUGAAUUACGUGGCUGCCAAGGGCGAGGGCGAGGUGUGUGUGAAGGGGGCUAAUGUAUUUCAAGGCUACUUAAAGGACCCAGCAAACACAGCAGAAGCUCUGGAUAAAGACGGCUGGUUGCACACAGGGGACAUUGGAAAGUGGUUACCAAAUGGCACCUUGAAGAUCAUCGACAGGAAAAAGCACAUCUUUAAACUGGCACAGGGAGAGUACAUAGCUCCGGAGAAGAUUGAAAACAUCUACCAGCGAAGUGAACCUAUCGCUCAGGUGUUUGUCCAUGGAGAGAGCUUGCAGGCAUUUCUCAUAGCAAUCGUGAUACCAGACGUUGAGACACUAGGUCCCUGGGCCCGGAAGAGAGGCUUUGAAGGCUCCUUUGAAGAACUGUGCAGAAACAAGGGUGUCCAAAAAGCUAUUCUGGAAGACAUGGUGAGACUGGGGAAGGAUUCUGGCCUAAAAGCAUUUGAACAGGUCAAAGGUAUUAGUCUCCACUCUGAAUUAUUCUCUGUCGACAACGGCCUUCUGACCCCAACGAUGAAGGCUAAAAGGCCAGAGCUUCGGAAUUAUUUCAGGUCACAGAUCGAUGAACUUUAUUCCACCAUCAAAAUCUAAUGCGAGGAAGGAAGCUGGGAAGAGGCCGCGUGCCUCUGCGGUCUUCUCCCGCCCAUGGCCUCAGUGGGUAGUUUUGACAACAGCAAGUAGGGAAGGAGCGUCUUUGUCUGCCUCGUGCGUUCAGAUUCUCGUCAUAGGAAGCUUAGAGGGAAUGGAACACUGCCUUAUGGUCACCUCGCAUUGCAGACCAUGUUCACGGUGAUAUACAAUUUCCAAAAUGAGCCUUAAAAAAAUUGUAAAGGGGAAACUAUAAAUGUGCUAAGUUAUUUACGACUUACUCAGUUUAAAAAGAGGGUGAAAACUUGUCUCCCUGUUUUGCUAACCAAGUGGUUAGGACUUUGCUAUUUCUGAGAUGUCUGCUACUUGCUGCGAAUUCUGCAGGUGUCUGCUGCUCUGAAGAGUACCGUGCACUGGAGGCAACCGUCCCUUAUAAACAAGAACUGUCCCAGCUGCAGGAGGUCGCAAGUGGACCAGAGGUUUUCUUUUAAUCCCUGCCACCGUCCCCUCCCCAUCUCACGUGACCCUUCUGAUUAACCCCUGUCACUCCUGUUGGAGCAGAGGAUGGACCUAAGCUCAGAACAGCGCAGGUAUGGAUGGAUGGCCGCUCACCAGAGCGGGCGGAUUCUGGCGCCCACAGAGCAGAAUAUUCGCUGACCCUCUUCUCCAGACCCGAUUCCCUUCCUCCAUCCCUUCCCAGGGGUUAUUAAAAAAUCUGCCUUAGACUCUGCAGUGAAGACAAGCAUUUCAACAAGGAAACAAUUACCUGGAUCAGCCGUGUUCAACUGUGACGCCUGAAGAACUGUCCACUUUAUCUUCACUGAACCCGUCGCUCUGUCUGUGAUGGUUUUUAAUGUGGUUUUCAUAUCAAAAGAGUACGUUGUGAUUAAGUGGCUUUUUUUCCCCAGAAUAAACUCUCAGGCAAGGCAUGUCUUUAAAAAUAUUAAGGGAGUAGAUACACUUGGGUACUUAUUGAAAUGGACGGUAAUUAAUAAAUGCUCUUCUAUCAUAAUGCUACCUGAUUUCUAUGAAAUGUAUUUGACAAGCCAAAAUUCUAAGACAUAGGAAUCUGAAAAACUCAUUUCCUGGGAUUAACUUCUCAAGGGAUAUUUUUUUUUAAGUUAAUUUGGGAAAUUAGCAGCAUUUCACUUUACUGCAAGUCUUUGCCACAUGUGACUGAAUUUAGUUGUCAUUUAUAUGUUGAAAGCAGUUGUUUGUGGAUAUGUGAGUACCUGUAUUAUACAAGCACAACGGGGUUUGCCCUAAAGAGUUGUCGUUGUAAUAACGCUAUUUGGUAGCCUAGCUUCAUACGUGCAUUCUUAAUUGCACAAGAAGUCAAUAAUUUGUCACAUUGGGGUUUUGAAUGUUUGCUUUAAGUGUUGGCUAUUUCUAUGUUUUAUAAACCAAAACAGAAUUUCCAAAAACAAUGAAGGAAACCAAAAUAAAUAUUUCUGCAUUUCAA
Balaenoptera acutorostrata (minke whale) is the source of this 3749-nucleotide messenger RNA. It is a transcript of the gene ACSL1, whose product is annotated as acyl-CoA synthetase long chain family member 1. Gene Ontology annotation, cellular component: endoplasmic reticulum; membrane. The record is from RefSeq and is a predicted model, not a curated record. Gene Ontology annotation, molecular function: arachidonate-CoA ligase activity. The transcript is spliced from 21 exons. NCBI's taxonomy places the organism in Eukaryota, Metazoa, Chordata, Mammalia, Artiodactyla, Balaenopteridae. The coding region runs from base 194 to 2290 and encodes 698 amino acids. Gene Ontology annotation, biological process: very long-chain fatty acid metabolic process; long-chain fatty acid metabolic process; long-chain fatty-acyl-CoA biosynthetic process.